AUGUCGGCGAGGGACUUCUUCUCCAUUACCGACCCUGUGCAGAAGGAGCAGGCAAGGCACAUGAUCAGCAAGCUCCAGUCCAAGAUUCUCUACAGCGAGAAGUACUACGAUGACGAGUACGAGUACCGCCAUGUUGUCUUGCCGAAGGACUUUGCCCGUCUGGUGCCUCGCCACCGCCUGAUGGACGAGUCCGAGUGGCGCCAGCUGGGCGUUCAGCAGUCGGUCGGGUGGCGCCACUACAUGUUUCACAAGCCGGAGCCGCACGUGCUGCUCUUCAAGCGGCCAAAAACGCAGUAG
Trypanosoma cruzi is the source of this 297-nucleotide messenger RNA. RefSeq names its product cyclin-dependent kinases regulatory subunit, putative. Gene Ontology annotation, cellular component: SCF ubiquitin ligase complex; cyclin-dependent protein kinase holoenzyme complex. Gene Ontology annotation, molecular function: ubiquitin binding; protein kinase binding; histone binding. Gene Ontology annotation, biological process: regulation of mitotic cell cycle. NCBI's taxonomy places the organism in Eukaryota, Euglenozoa, Kinetoplastea, Trypanosomatida, Trypanosomatidae. Bases 1 to 297 code for a protein of 98 amino acids. The record is from RefSeq and is a predicted model, not a curated record. The transcript has a single exon.